Messenger RNA from Cotesia glomerata, 901 nucleotides. Its product is annotated as integumentary mucin C.1-like. The transcript has 4 exons. The record is from RefSeq and is a predicted model, not a curated record. Bases 96 to 683 code for a protein of 195 amino acids. Lineage: Eukaryota; Metazoa; Arthropoda; Insecta; Hymenoptera; Braconidae.
AGACCUGUAACUCAACCAUUUUGUUGGGGACUUCACAAUUGUAGUGAGCUGUUUGUUUUAUAUAAUUUACAAUACUGUAUUUUUAAAAUUCCAAAAUGAUCAUCAGUCGGAUUAAUUUAAGUUCAUUGGUGCUCAUCAGUUUUUUCAUUAUUUUCAAUGUUGAUCAAGUAUUGUCAUUGAAGUGUUAUCAAUGCACUUCUCUCAGUAAUGAAACAUGUUCGACUGAACCUGCAAAAACUGAUUUAAUGGAGUGCAGAGAAGUUACUAGUACCACAACAUCAUCAAAUAAUGAAACAACUAUUGUUACUACACCUCCAACGACAGUGACAACUGUGCCUACUUCCCCAACGACAGUAAUUACAACUGCAGCUCCUUCAGGAAAUUCUACAGGAAAUUCAAGUGCAGCUUCUUCAUCAGAUGUCCUUUAUAAACGACUAAGACGUUCUGCAGACACUCGUACUGAUGAAACUUGGGAGUGCGUCAAGCUAGUAAGCAAAGAAGGAGACGUAGAAAUAAUCACCAGACAAUGUGUAAAGAAGAGUGCAUCGUACUGCAACGGAAAAGAUGAAAACUCUUGUUUUGUCUGCAGUGACAAGGAUGGAUGUAAUUCUGCUUCGAGUAUUGGAUUACAGUUCGUUUCUAUGGUUUUGCCUGUAGCCGUAGCACUGUUCUUAGCACGAUAAUUUUAUUAUAUUGAUACGUGUAAUAUUUUGAUAAUAUAUAAUCAGAUGUUCUAUUAUCUAAUCAAGUUUUUAAAAGAUUAAUUUACAUGAGUAAGAAUUUAUUGCAGAAUUUUAAUAUUAAUAUUAAUAUUUUUCUAAAAAUAAUCAAAUAUCAAAUGUAAAUAAUUCAGACUUAAUUUAAUUAUUCAAUAAAGUUUAAUUACGACAUAACGUAAUCC